Messenger RNA from Ochotona princeps (American pika), 2393 nucleotides. RefSeq names its product glutamate decarboxylase 1 (gene GAD1). NCBI's taxonomy places the organism in Eukaryota, Metazoa, Chordata, Mammalia, Lagomorpha, Ochotonidae. Gene Ontology annotation, molecular function: glutamate decarboxylase activity; pyridoxal phosphate binding. The record is from RefSeq and is a predicted model, not a curated record. Gene Ontology annotation, cellular component: presynaptic active zone; cytoplasm. Gene Ontology annotation, biological process: GABA biosynthetic process. The coding region runs from base 55 to 1839 and encodes 594 amino acids. The transcript has 16 exons.
UGCACCCGACCCAGUGAGGACCCGGGACCGUAGCGGCCUAAGACCACCAAGCUGAUGGCGUCUUCCACACCUUCUUCGUCCGCAACCUCCUCGAACGCAGGAGCGGACCCCAACACCGCCAACCUGCGCCCCACAACGUAUGACACUUGGUGCGGCGUGGCCCACGGAUGCACCCGAAAACUGGGGCUGAAGAUCUGCGGCUUCUUGCAAAGGACCAACAGUCUGGAAGAGAAGAGCCGCCUCGUGAGCGCCUUCAGGGAGAGGCAGUCCUCUAAGAACCUGCUUUCCUGCGAGAACAGUGAGCGCGAGGCCCGCUUCCGGCGCACGGAGACCGACUUCUCCAACCUGUUCGCCCGAGACCUGCUUCCGGCUAAGAACGGGGAGGAGCAAACCGUUCAGUUCCUGCUGGAGGUGGUGGACAUCCUCCUUAACUAUGUGCGCAAGACGUUUGAUCGUUCCACCAAGGUGCUGGACUUCCAUCACCCACACCAGUUGCUGGAAGGCAUGGAGGGCUUCAACCUGGAGCUCUCCGACCAUCCCGAGUCCCUGGAGCAGAUCCUGGUGGACUGCCGAGACACCCUCAAGUAUGGCGUCCGCACAGGUCAUCCUCGGUUUUUCAACCAGCUGUCCACUGGGUUGGACAUCAUUGGCUUAGCUGGCGAAUGGCUGACGUCGACUGCCAACACCAAUAUGUUUACCUAUGAAAUUGCGCCAGUGUUUGUCCUCAUGGAGCAAAUAACACUGAAGAAGAUGAGAGAGAUAGUUGGAUGGUCAAGUAAAGAUGGUGAUGGAAUAUUUUCUCCUGGGGGAGCCAUUUCCAACCUGUACAGCAUCAUGGCUGCCCGCUACAAGUACUUCCCGGAAGUUAAGACUAAGGGCAUGGCUGCUGUGCCAAAACUGGUCCUCUUCACCUCAGAGCAUAGUCACUAUUCCAUCAAGAAAGCUGGGGCGGCACUUGGCUUUGGAACCGACAAUGUGAUUUUGAUAAAGUGCAAUGAAAGGGGGAAGAUCAUCCCAGCUGACUUAGAGGCAAAAAUUCUUGAAGCCAAACAAAAGGGGUAUGUUCCUCUUUAUGUCAAUGCGACUGCGGGCACGACUGUUUAUGGAGCUUUUGACCCAAUACAGGAGAUUGCAGAUCUUUGUGAGAAAUACAACCUCUGGCUGCAUGUCGAUGCUGCCUGGGGCGGAGGGCUGCUCAUGUCGCGGAAGCACCGCCACAAGCUCAGCGGCAUUGAAAGGGCCAACUCUGUCACCUGGAAUCCUCACAAGAUGAUGGGCGUGUUGCUGCAGUGCUCGGCCAUUCUCGUCAGGGAGAAGGGGCUACUCCAAGGAUGCAACCAGAUGUGUGCAGGCUACCUCUUCCAGCCAGACAAGCAGUACGACGUCUCCUAUGACACUGGGGACAAAGCAAUUCAGUGUGGCCGCCACGUGGAUAUCUUCAAGUUCUGGCUGAUGUGGAAAGCCAAGGGCACAGUGGGAUUUGAAAAUCAGAUCAACAAAUGCCUGGAACUGGCCGAGUACCUCUAUGCCAAGAUUAAAAACAGAGAAGAAUUUGAGAUGGUAUUUGAUGGUGAGCCUGAACACACCAACGUCUGUUUCUGGUAUAUUCCACAAAGCCUCAGGGGUGUUCCUGACAGCCCUGAGCGAAGGGAAAAGCUCCACAGGGUGGCUCCAAAGAUCAAAGCUCUAAUGAUGGAGUCAGGCACCACCAUGGUUGGCUACCAGCCUCAGGGGGACAAGGCCAACUUCUUCCGGAUGGUCAUCUCGAACCCGGCUGCAACCCAGUCGGACAUCGACUUCCUCAUUGAGGAAAUAGAAAGACUGGGCCAGGACCUGUAAGCAUCCAUGGCAGAACCUGAGUUGGUGGGGAAUUGCCAUUCCCCUCUGACCUCCUAGAGCAAACCUCCAUGUGUUACGGAAACACACAGACCAUUCCAUGGAGGGAAAAUGCAAUCUGUCGACGACAACCAUCCAAUCCUUCCUUGAGCUUGUUGUAGUUAGCAGGACUUAGGUUCUUUUUCAGCAGUUGCACAUUAGGAGCACAGUACAUAUGCACAGUUAUCUAGACCUCUCUCUAUAUGUAUGUAUAGUGAGUGGACUUAGUCUUACGCCACAGCAUGUCACUGAGGGGCUAAACAUGCUACAAACCAGCUUGUCCAUCAUCUGCAGACCAGAUGUUUUUCAGAAUGCCAUGUCCCAGGGGAGUGGCCCUCUGUCCGUGCUUCUCUCCUACCUGAAGCACUGAUGGGUGAGAACAGGCACCAGUAGCUGACAGGAGUCACACCCUCCCCUUUAGUGACCAGCUAGGGGAAAGCAGAACGGAGUCCUUGGUGCAGGUGUACUAUGGCCGCAUUUUUAGAGAUUAUUUUGUGUAGAUUGUGUAAAUUACUGUC